Molecule: messenger RNA, 785 nt
Organism: Pseudoliparis swirei
Lineage: Eukaryota; Metazoa; Chordata; Actinopteri; Perciformes; Liparidae
Product: 5-hydroxytryptamine receptor 3C-like
Exons: 4
Coding region: 1-693 (230 amino acids)
Biological process (GO): monoatomic ion transport
Cellular component (GO): membrane
Source: RefSeq, a predicted model, not a curated record
AUGGUCGAUGGGACCCAUGGAGAUUGGACAACUGACGCUGUGGAGCUCCAGCAAAAAAGAAGUGACCGUAAUUACAUUAUGGUGUCUUUGACCAUUAAAUCUACCAACCCCUUCAUAACUUUACUGCUGCCCAGUAUUCUGAUCAUCUUGGCCGAUGUGGUCAGCUUCGCUCUGCCGCUGAAAGGCGGGGAACGCAACUGUUUUAAGGUCACGCUUGUGCUCAGCUUCACCAUGUUCCUCAUCAUCCUCAACAACCUGCUGCCCGGAGACGGCAACUGCAGCCCCGUUAUCCGAAUCCACUUCAGUGUGUGCCUCAUCCUCUUGGUGCUGAGCAUGUUGUUUUCCAUGGUGAUGACGCGCUUGUCCUCAGACGGCCGCCUCCUGUUCUGCUGCAGAGAGUCUGUCUCAGGAGACAAGGACUGGAAGGAGGAUGAGGAAGUCAAAGCUGACAUUAGUGUCAUUCAGCUCACCGGCUCAGAAGACAACAGUCAUUUGCUCAGAAAGGUGGUCGACUUUCUGGAAGCUUUUGAUGCCAAAACACAGGAAAGUAAUAGAAAUGAGAUGUUUGCCGACAAAUUGGAUAAGAUCUUUUUUUGGCUCUACCUUAUUUGUGGCACGAUAUACUUCAUUGCCAUGACAUAUGUGAUGGCAGAAUAUGAAUGCUCAGUUAACCAUUUUGAUUUCUGGGACUAAUAAAACAGUGUCACUAUAGAAACUCGUAAACUAAGCUCUAAAAUGUCCACGUGCUAAUCUCAGCACACAUUUAUUACAUUUAUUUUAUUACA